Messenger RNA from Phaethon lepturus (White-tailed tropicbird), 777 nucleotides. Its product is annotated as selenium-binding protein 1-like. The record is from RefSeq and is a predicted model, not a curated record. Lineage: Eukaryota; Metazoa; Chordata; Aves; Phaethontiformes; Phaethontidae. The transcript is spliced from 6 exons. Gene Ontology annotation, molecular function: selenium binding; protein binding. The annotation marks the transcript as partial.
GUUGUCAACCCAGAGGAUGUCUUCUGGAAGUGCAACCUGGGCUACCCCCACACGUCCCACUGCCUGGGCAGCGGGGAAAUCAUGAUCAGCACCCUGGGAGACCCGGCUGGCAGCGGGAAAGGCGGCUUUAUUCUGCUGGACGGAGAGACCUUCGAGAUCAAGGGGAACUGGGAGAAAGGGGACAAGAUCCCCCCAAUGGGUUAUGACUUCUGGUACCAGCCACGCCAUAACGUCCUGAUCAGCACUGAAUGGGGAAUCCCCAAAUGCCUGGGGUAUGGGUUCGACCCAAAUGAUCUGAAGAAAGGGCGCUACGGACGCCGCCUCAACGUCUGGGACUGGACCACUCACACCUACGUCCAGGCCAUCGACGUGGGCGAGGACGCGGCCCCCCUGGAGAUCCGCUUCCUCCACGACCCCGACGCUGCCGAGGGCUACGUGGGCUGCACCAUCAGCAGCGCCAUCCACCGCUUCUACAAGACCGAGCAAGGAGACUGGGCGGCCGAGAAGGUGAUCCAAGUCCCCAGCAAGAAGGUGGAGGGAUGGCUCCUGCCGGACAUGCCAGGCUUCAUCACCGACAUCCUCAUCUCGCUGGACGACAGGUUCCUCUACUUCAGCAACUGGCUGCACGGAGACAUCCGCCAGUACGACAUCUCCGACACCCGCAGGCCCAAGCUGGUGGGGCAGGUCUUUGUGGGUGGCAGCAUCACCAAGGGAGGACCCGUGACCGUGUGCCGGGACGAAGAGCUGCAGAGGCAGCCGGACCCCUUUUUCAUCAAG